Messenger RNA from Fusarium vanettenii 77-13-4, 902 nucleotides. RefSeq lists its product as uncharacterized. The transcript has 3 exons. The coding region runs from base 1 to 543 and encodes 180 amino acids. The record is from RefSeq and is a predicted model, not a curated record. NCBI's taxonomy places the organism in Eukaryota, Fungi, Ascomycota, Sordariomycetes, Hypocreales, Nectriaceae.
AUGCCGGAGUUUGCUUCUGGCCCCCCGCCAGCCGUUGGCGAGCUGGCGGGGCCUAGCGCGGCCUUAAGAAGUUCCCUGUUGCUGCAGAUUCCCGGCACUAGCAGGAUGAGAGUCUGUGUAGAGCUUGUACUUGCGGGUUACCAGCGGAGGGUUGAUAUUGAGGUAGAAACUGCCAAUGUCCUGUCCUGGUAUCAUCAUGUCUCGAGACUCGAGGCUUCCUGUUCUCCCCAUUACCUAAUCGACCGGAUCCCUCUCAACUAUCCGAAAGUCCGUCUGCCUUUUGUUCUCCGUCUUGAUCUCCGUUUCCCGGCGGACACUCAUCUCCCGUAUCGCGUGCUCUGCUCACUGGCAGACGCAGCAUCCAACGCCACACCACCUGGUCGACUUCCAGCGCCCGGUCUUACCCUCGCACUGCGCGCAGUCGUCCUCAACCUUGGUGAUGUCUUCACGCCUGCCGGGGCAGUCGUCUUUGUAGCAUCGCGUGUGGCCACGCAGAACGCGGUGGCCACAGCGGUGCUCGAUUAUAACCGUGCUGCACAUUGAGGUGAUGGCUCUUUGCACCUGAAGAUUGUCUAUGGUUGUGUGAGUCAGAUCGACAGCCAAGAUGGGGAGAGACGUACGAAUUAUUUCAGCUCAAUGCUGAAGAUGAAUAGAUUACGUAUGUGCCAAGCGAUGAUGUGAAUCGCUUCAAAGUCUUGAUGCAGAUGACGAGCAAGUUGUAUGCCAAGUCCAACAAUUCAUGAUCGGCUGCUGCGCUUUUGUGUAGGAUCCAGGUGCGAGACAAAGGCAACUGGCACAAGUCCAAUAUGAUGAGUUGAAUGUGAGGUGAUGAAUGGAAAGAUGGUGGUUCAGAUUGCUUCCGUCAGCUUAGCCUGAUUCUUUCCAAGGCACGCAUAGGUAAU